AGUAUAGAUAGAUACACUCAAAUACACUCAAAUAAUAUAUGUGAAGCUGUGGCACAGUUAUACACAGGCUAAGAUUUGCACAAUCCCAAUCGAAUAACAUCCAUGCAAUUUCUUGAUCUGUGCGUCGAUGUUCGCCAGUCGAUACUCUCGGUACUCUCACGGUCUGACAUCCUGCACGUUUCAUUAACCUGUAAGCAGUUUAAAGCCGACUUGGAGCCCUUUGUGGUUGCCAAUAUACUAUGCCACGGUGAUAGGCGAUGUACAGGGCAACAUCGAACAAUACAUGGUGGGUUGACGACAUGCUUCUACGCUACGUCCUUACUGCCAGGAUGCAGUCGUGAUACCGUGCCACCUCUCGAUGUCUUCACUCGGGCACUGCAUUACCUCAGCCGGCUGAAAGUGGAUACAGAUUUAGAUAAUGAAGUCAGCAGUUCCUACACUUGUUUAAAUGUUCUAUUCGGAGGUAUCUGCAAGGUUGGCCUGCUGGAUCACGCACGCGUAAUGAUGGGACAGGCACCUCGUAAAAGUGCACUCCACACACAAGAGACUGUAUCAUCUACAUCUACACCUCCGGUACAAGAAAUGCGUAUAUCUGCAACACGGAAACACCGACGCCCGAAGAAGACGACCGUUAGUCAAUCUAGUGUAACCGCGACCGUUGCCAAUGCUCCUCUGAGAGCAUAUGAUAUAGACGCAGGUAGUGAUAAUGGAUACAGCCUCCAGUGGGCCGUUAGACACACAGAUGAAGAGAUGGUAAGGUUCCUGUGUUCGCUGGAGACUGUGUAUCCGUGCAAGGACGCCAUGGAAUACGCGGAAGUGUACAAAAAUAGAACCAUCACGAAGCUUCUCAAGCGGUUAAGGAUGAACCGUCGCCACCGGGACAAUGUAUUGAGGAAUAUGCAGGCGGAGAGUCAGAAUAGUGCACCAUAGCAACGGUGGAAAUUGACGAGGGCACUGCCGGUCAGCUGAAUACAACCGGUCAUUUAAAUAGGACAUAAAGGUAUUAAUAUAUCCAAAC
This is a messenger RNA of Sphaeroforma arctica JP610, 1018 nucleotides long. RefSeq lists its product as hypothetical. The record is from RefSeq and is a predicted model, not a curated record. The coding region runs from base 103 to 930 and encodes 275 amino acids. The transcript has a single exon. NCBI's taxonomy places the organism in Eukaryota, Ichthyosporea, Ichthyophonida.